AUGAAUUCAAAUAACAAGACUGAUUAGAGCUGCUAAUAAACAACUAAUUGGGAGGAAUAAACUUUUGAAAAAGAAUUUUACUCUUUCAAUAAAUAAAGCUAUAAUAAUGAGAAGAAAAUAAUUUAAAUCAAGAUCACCUCAGAUUAAAAAAUCAUCUAUUCAUAAAAUGGUUAAAACUUGAGAUUGUACAUUUAAUUUAAAACUUAAAUUUAGAGUAGAAUGCCAUAAUAUCUUUGAGUAACCAGAAAUAUUUAAUAAUUUGGAUCAAAUCCGCAAACUUUCAUGGUAAGGUUAGUUAGAUAAAAACAAAAAGAAAGAUGGUAAAUGAAUAGCAUUUUG
Molecule: messenger RNA, 339 nt
Organism: Paramecium sonneborni
Lineage: Eukaryota; Ciliophora; Oligohymenophorea; Peniculida; Parameciidae
Source: the annotation of a GenBank genome assembly